Molecule: messenger RNA, 675 nt
Organism: Solanum dulcamara
Lineage: Eukaryota; Viridiplantae; Streptophyta; Magnoliopsida; Solanales; Solanaceae
Product: peptide methionine sulfoxide reductase B5-like
Exons: 3
Coding region: 100-504 (134 amino acids)
Biological process (GO): protein repair; response to oxidative stress
Molecular function (GO): peptide-methionine (R)-S-oxide reductase activity
Source: RefSeq, a predicted model, not a curated record
AGCAAAUCAAUAGCCCUUGAGUCUAUUUUUCCGUCCACAUUCAUUGUUUGAAGAAAUUAUAUAAUUAGUCACAUAACCCAUAUUUGUGUUUAGUUAUCAAUGGCCGUUGAGAAAUCAGAGGAAGAAUGGCGUGUCGUUCUAUCUCCCGAGCAGUUUCGGAUCCUCCGUCAGAAAGGAACUGAGCUGAAGGGCACUGGUGAAUAUGACAAAUUUUUUGAUGAAGGGAUCUACAAUUGUGCUGGUUGUGGAACUCCACUCUAUAAAUCCUCAACCAAAUUUGACUCUGGCUGUGGCUGGCCUGCUUUCUUUGAGGGUCUCCCGGGGACAAUAAAUCGCUCUCCGGAUCCAGAUGGAAGGAGGACAGAGAUCACGUGUGCUGCCUGUGGUGGACACCUUGGUCAUGUUUUCAAAGGAGAAGGUCACAAAACACCCACAGAUGAACGCCACUGUGUGAAUAGCGUUUCUGUCAAAUUUAUCCCUGCGAAUACCUCUACUUCACUCUGAAACUUUUCCAUUUGUAAUGUUUAGAAAUCAGUUAUUCUGAGCUAGACGGCUACAUCUUAGUACCAUUCGUUAAAAUAAUAACUUGUUUCAUCGAUUAUUUUGUUUUAAAUGUUUCUUUAAGAAAUGCUUUUCAAUUGAUUAUUUUGUUAUAAUAAUAACUUGUUUCAUGGA